Arctia plantaginis is the source of this 1206-nucleotide messenger RNA. Lineage: Eukaryota; Metazoa; Arthropoda; Insecta; Lepidoptera; Erebidae. The record is from the annotation of a GenBank genome assembly.
AUGCCAAAUCCCACCCACUCCAUAGGGCUAGCUGUUUCUACUGAAGAUGAAGAGAGACAAACAAAAGGCUCGAGCGAAAAAGUGAUCUCACAGAAACAGAAAAUCGGUUCUAAACACUUCGUUGGUUGCUUUUCUCUGUGUGGACCCAUCUCUAGUAAAUACGUUCGUUCAUUCGUUCAUUUUAGUCCCGCACAGAUUGUCGUGCGUUUGGUUUUGUCCUUAAAUUUCUACGAAGUCCCUAUUCCACACGUCGAGAUGGGUAGGGAGGACAAGGCUACUUGGAAGACCAACUACUUCACCAAGAUCAUCCAAUUGUUAGACGAGUACCCAAAAUGUUUCAUCGUGGGUGCAGACAACGUGGGCUCGACCCAGAUGCAGCAGAUCCGUAUCUCCUUGCGAGGGCAUUCCAUAGUGCUCAUGGGCAAGAACACCAUGAUGCGAAAGGCCAUCAGAGACCACAUGGACAACAACCCAGCACUUGAGAAACUCUUGCCUCACAUUAAGGGCAAUGUUGGUUUUGUUUUUACACGUGGAGACCUUGUAGAUGUCCGUGACAAACUAUUGGAGAACAAGGUCCGUGCUCCAGCUCGUCCUGGUGCCAUUGCCCCUCUGUCGGUCGUUAUCCCAGCUCACAACACUGGUCUGGGUCCUGAAAAGACCUCCUUCUUCCAGGCUCUUUCCAUCCCCACCAAGAUUUCCAAGGGUACUAUUGAAAUCAUCAACGAUGUACACAUCCUUAAGCCUGGUGACAAGGUUGGAGCUUCUGAGGCCACCCUUCUUAACAUGUUAAACAUCUCUCCCUUCUCAUAUGGAUUAGUUGUCAAACAGGUGUAUGACUCUGGUACCAUCUUUGCCCCCGCCAUCCUUGAUAUCAAACCUGAAGACCUUCGUGAGAAAUUCAUGGCUGGUGUUGCCAAUGUAGCAGCUCUUUCGCUGGCUAUCGGCUACCCCACUGUGGCUUCUGCUCCUCACUCUAUCGCCAAUGGAUUCAAGAACUUGUUGGCUAUUGCUGCCGUCACUGAUAUUGAAUUCAAGGAGGCUACACAAAUCAAAGAGUUUAUCAAGGACCCCAGCAAGUUUGCUGCGGUGGUCGCUACCGCAGUCCCCGCUGCUGCUGCCGCUCCCGCAGCUGCGGCUGAGGAGAAGAAAGAAGAGAAGGAGGAGUCGGAGAGUGACGACGACAUGGGCUUCGGUCUCUUCGACUAA